Messenger RNA from Candidula unifasciata, 1698 nucleotides. NCBI's taxonomy places the organism in Eukaryota, Metazoa, Mollusca, Gastropoda, Stylommatophora, Geomitridae. The record is from the annotation of a GenBank genome assembly.
AUGCCUACAGCGACAACCGAAGCACUCAGUGCCAAAGAGGCUAUUGAGAUUGUAGUAGAUCAGCUCGAUGAUCUCUAUAAUUUGGGAGCCAGUGAUGAUGAAAUAGACUUUCUGAGAGCAAUCUUGACAGAUGGUGUCUUGUUUCCAAUUAUUGAUAUACACGAAGACUUGGAGGUGAAAUUACCUCCGCCUCAAGGACAUGAAGCUGUGUCUGCUGCUACAGAUUUGUUGGAGUUCCUGGAGGACUUUCAUGACACUGCCGAGGGUGAGGAGCUGAAGGAGAUAUUGGCAAAUCCACACUUCAGGGCUUUGUUAGUUGUUCAUGAUGACAUCAUCAACAAAAACUUUGAAGGUGACAUUGACAAGUCUCAGAUGAUUACAAAAGGCCCGCAGUUACUGGGUCCCCUCCCUCCGGUGUUCACAGAUUUACAGGAACAGGUCCGUUAUGUCAACAUCAGGAAGUCACAGACAGAGCCAUUGGGUAUUACAGUCAAGCUGGAUGAGAAUAAUGACCUGCAAGUGGCCAGGAUUUUACAAGGCAGCAUUGUCGAUAAACAAGGGAUGCUUCAUGUUGGAGACAUCAUCCGCGAAGUGAAUGGCUUUCCCGUGGCCACUCCAGAGAUGAUGAUGGAACUGAUCAUAGAUUCUGAUCCUGACAUCACCUUGAAGAUUAUCCCAUCCUUCCAGCGUAUCAACAAAUCCGAGCCUGUUUACAUGAAAGCACAUUUCAGCUGGGACCCAGCUAAAGACCGACUGCUGCCAUGCAAGGAGGCAGGACUUCCUUUCAAUGAUGGAGACAUUCUAGAAAUUGUCAGCACAGAUGACACCAACUGGUGGCAGGCUCGUCUGGCUGACAUCAACGGCCCAGUUGGUCUGGUUCCGUCCCAGGCAUUGGAGGAGAAGCGAAAAUCUUUUGUCAACCCAGAUUUGGAUUACUCAAAGAGUAGCUUAUUCUGUGGCUUGACCAAAAAGAAAAAGAAAACAAUCAAAUACAGUUCAAAGGACAAUAAAGAGUUUGACAAGGCGGAUGUCAUGAUCUAUGAAGAGGUGCGUCGCAUGGCACCUUUUGAACGUCCAUUCUUGGUGCUUGUUGGUGCUAAAGGUGUGGGACGCAGGUCACUAAAGGAAAGAUUAAUCAAAGAUGAUCCACGAAGAUUUGGAACACCAAUAGCUCACACAUCCAGGGCUCCUCGAAACAAGGAAGUGGACGGCCAAGGCUACUAUUUCACUGACCGUGAGACCAUGGAGCGGGACAUUCUGGAGAAUAAAUAUGUGGAAUAUGGGGAGUUUAAUGGCAACCUUUAUGGGACAAGAGUGGACUCGUGCUGGGAUGUGGUCAAGCAAGGAAAGAUGUGUGUCCUUGAUGUUAGCCCCCUGGCUUUGAAAAUGUUGAAGACACAAGAGUUUAUGCCUUACAUUGUCUUCAUCGCUGCUCCCAGUGUAGAAGCUCUCAAGGUCAUGUACGAAGAGGGCCGACGAUUUGCCAGGGGUGGCCGGGGAGGACCUGUGGAGAUUAAAAGUGAGGAUGACUUUAUCAAAACUGUGAAAGAGAGUGCACAGAUAGAAAAGCAGUAUGGCAGCUACUUUGACGAAAUCAUCGUCAAUGAUAACUUUGAAGAAACUUACCGCCUCCUCCGCAAGUCUUUAAAUGACAUGAGAACCAAGGAGCAGUGGGUGCCUGUCAACUGGGUUCACUAA